This is a messenger RNA of Ctenopharyngodon idella (grass carp), 7626 nucleotides long. RefSeq names its product E3 ubiquitin-protein ligase pellino homolog 2. Bases 486 to 1820 code for a protein of 444 amino acids. Gene Ontology annotation, molecular function: protein binding; ubiquitin protein ligase activity. The record is from RefSeq and is a predicted model, not a curated record. Gene Ontology annotation, biological process: protein polyubiquitination; regulation of Toll signaling pathway. The transcript is spliced from 6 exons. NCBI's taxonomy places the organism in Eukaryota, Metazoa, Chordata, Actinopteri, Cypriniformes, Xenocyprididae.
AGGCAAUCCGGGACACGUCAUUGCGCGCAACACCGAGGGGUGCGCGCGCCUCAGAGAUUUAUGAAUGAAAGCACAAAACGUCACGUUAAUCCUUCACGACUGUCGGUUAUACAAACUAGUCGAAUAAACGUCAUAAAGUCAAUGAUGUAGAACCGGCCUGGACUCAGAGAAGCGCGCUGAAACCGUGCGCGUCCCCCCCGCCGCACACAUGGCACGUUCCACUCCGCCGCGAGCUGUUCUUUCAUCCGCCACCGCUCAUUUCUGGACCAGAUGAACGGAUUCGCUCCGAAUUUUCACGCUUUACGACCCACGGAAGAGCCAUGCGCUCGAGACGGCCCGUCUGUGGAGAUUCACGCGCGCUUUCCGUUUAAACCCUUCGCUUCUCAUCGACAUUUGAUCUGUUUGACAGACUUGCGCGGCUCUCCGGGGCUCGAUCCGGUUGUGUGACACCGAGAGCGGACCAAAGUGACGGUGGGUCCAGUCCCAUGUUGCAGCCGAACCAGCACGAACAUGCCCGCUCAAAAGAUCCGGUGAAAUACGGCGAACUGGUGAUUCUCGGGUAUAAUGGCUCUCUGCCGGGCGGAGACCGCGGCCGCAAGAGGAGCCGCUUCGCUCUUUACAGGAGGGCGAAAGCCAACGGCGUCAAGCCCAGCGCGGUGCACAUCCUCAGCAACCCUCACGACAGCAAGGCGGUGAACAGCAGGGGGCAGCACAGCAUCUCCUUCACCCUCUCCAGGAACCAGACCGUGGUGGUGGAAUAUUGCCAUGACAACGACACCGACAUGUUCCAGAUCGGCCGCUCCACGGAGAGCCCCAUAGACUUCGUGGUGACGGACACACCGGGAGGAUCCAAGGAGGGCGAGGACUCGUCUUCGGCGCCCAGCACCAUCUCCCGCUUCGCCUGCAGGGUCGUCUGCGACCGCAACCCUCCGUUCACCGCGCGGAUCUACGCUGCUGGCUUCGACUCCUCCAAAAACAUCUUCCUCGGGUCGUUUUUCAGCUCAUGCACUAGUCGAUAUGCAUCUCUCAUGCAGGAGAAAGCAACUAAAUGGAAGAAUCCGGAUGGUCACAUGGACGGACUCACAACCAAUGGCGUGCUGGUGAUGCAUCCGCUGGGAUUCCCAGAAGAGCCCAAGCAGGGCCUGUGGAGAGAGAUCUCGGUGUGCGGAGACGUCUACGCCCUCAGAGAGACCCGAUCCGGCCCGAUCCGCGGACAGCUGGCGCAGGGCGAGAGCAGCGCGCUGCAGGACUGCUCUCUGGUGGAUCUGUGCGGAGCGACGCUGCUGUGGCGCACCGCUGAAGGUCUGCUGAAAGCGCCCACUCUGCGGCACCUGGACGCCCUCCGCCUGGAGCUGAACGCCGCGCGGCCGCAGUGUCCCGUGGGCCUGAGCACGCUGGCCUUCCCCAGCCUCCCGCGCAGCCACAGCCUGGAGGAGCGGCAGCCCUGGGCCUACCUCGCCUGCGGACACGUCCACGGCCGGCACGACUGGGGCCAGCGGCCCGAGCGCCACCGGGAGCGGGAGGAAGGCGCUUGCGGCGGGACGGGCGGCCGGCGGGAGUGUCCGCUCUGCCGAACGGUCGGGCCGUACGUGCCGCUGUGGCUGGGCUGCGAACCGGCCUUCUACGUGGACGCGGGCGCACCGACUCACGCCUUCGUGCCCUGCGGCCACGUGUGCUCCGAGAAGACGGUCAGGUAUUGGGCCGAGACGCCGCUGCCUCACGGGACACACGCCUUCAGACCCACGUGCCCGUUCUGCUCGGCCCCGCUGUCGGGCACGCCCGGGUACACUCGCCUCAUCUUCCAGGGGCCGAUCGAUUGAUGAGGGGGCCGAACGAGGGGACGAAAGGGGUCGGGAGUCUCACUACAGGUCAAACAUUGGGAAUAAUGUUUUUGAAAGAAGUCUCUUUGUUUAUUUGAUCAAAAAUACAGUAAAAAUUGUGAAAUUUUAUUCCAGUGUAAAUCAGCUGUUUUCUAUGUGAAUAUAUAGUAAAGUGUAAUUUAUUCCUGUGAUCAAAGCUGAAUUUUCAGCAUCAUUACUCCAGUCUUCAGUGUCACAUGAUCCUUCAGAAAUCAUUCUGAUAUGAUGAUUUGAUGAUCAAGAAACAUUUCUGAUUAUUAUCAGUGUUGAAAACAGUCAUAUUUUUAUUUUUCAGGAUUCUUUGAUGAAUAGAAAGUUCAAAAGAACAGCAUUUAUUUGAUAUAGAAUGAUAUAUAACAUUAUAAAUGUCUUUAGUGUCACUUUUGAUCAGAAUUAAACUGCUAAUUUAUUUAUUUUCAAGUCUUAUUUACCCCAAACUUUUAAAUGUAGGUGUCAAUUUCCACAAAAUAUGACUGUUUUCAACAUUGAUAAUAAUCAUAAAUGUUUCUUGAUCAUCAAAUCAUCAUAUCAGAAUGAUUUCUGAAGGAUCAUGUGACACUGAAGACUGGAGUAAUGAUGCUGAAAAUUCAGCUUUGAUCACAGGAAUAAAUUACACUUUACUAUAUAUUCACAUAGAAAACAGCUGAUUUACAUUGGAAUAAUAUUUCACAAUUUUUACUGUAUUUUUGAUCAAAUAAACAAAGAGACUUCUUUCAAAAACAUUAAAAAAACAUUAAUUAUUCCAAAAUUUGACCGGCAGUUUAAAUGUGACAUAUAAAAAUAUUAACACGUGUGCUCAUAGUAGCUCGGCGUCUAUGAAUUAUGCUGCCUUUAAGUCAUAAACACAUGAAUAUCGCCAGUGUCAUAUAUAUAUCUUUAUUUGAGUGUCAACUAUAUGAGUUUGGGGUGACAAUUAAUAAGUUAAAUGUUAACUGCAGUUAGUCACACCUAAAAAUGAUCAUUCUGUCUUCUUUUAUCUGCUGAACACAAAAGAAGAUACUUCAAAGAAUUUUCAGUUUUGGUUCCCAUUGACUUCCAUUGUAUUUUUAUCCAUACAAUGAUUACAGAAUUUUUCCGUUACUAAGUUUUCAGUAUCGUGACUGCAGUUCUGAUGCUUACUUUUCUGGUAACAAGCUAAUUUUGCCAAAAAUUAUCUCUUGAAGGUUUGUAAUGCAGCUCUGAAGCUGCAGAGAUUCCCGACCCGUUUCGCCCCUCGACGGCCGACACUCUCUCCGUACAUAGACCGAACCUCAACAUCUCGCACAACACACACUAGAAAGUACAAACUCCUUUAUUAAAACGCUUGUUUUCAGCAAUAAACACAACUAGAAGAUCAACCAGAGAGAUGCAAGCGGUUCGAGCCGUGUACUUCCCUCAACCAUGGAUGAACCUGGCCUUCACCCGAAGGGCUUUACUGCUCACUAGUAGUUCAGCCCUCCUGAUUUCUGUUUCUUUUCCUUUAUUUUUAGAAUGUUUUAGCAUUUAAUGACAGUUGUAGCUGCAGUAUAUGCCGUAGUCGUUUGAAAUUGUCAAGAUGUCAUAUUUUUCUACAUGACUGUGUUACUAAGCUUGUUUAGUAACUUGUUUUAUAUACAAGUGUUUCACAUAUAGCAGUAUAUAGAUUAUAUAUAUAAAUAUAAAUAUAUAUAUUAUUUUCUGUACAUGAUAUGAUUUGAGUCCAGGAGAGUUUGCUGAAGAAGGAAUGCCUCACUGUGCCGACACGCGUCCCGUAUGAUGAAUGUACGAUUCCGGCGCUUCGUUACCGUCUACGAUCUCCCUGGUGCUAACGACGAUUUCAAACGAUUCUUUCACGCUAAACUUCACUGAUUGUUUCACUUCAGCGCUUUAUGAUAACUUUCAUCAAUACGUCAUGAACAAAUGCUCAGAUAAGAAGCGUUUACUAAUGCUCUGUUGACUAUCAGUAUUACAAUGAAAAGGUGCAUCAUGGAACCAUUGAUGCCUAUAAAGAUCCUUUAUUUUUAAGAGCAGUUACUAUAUAUUUAGGGGCCAAGCACUGAAGGUGUGUAGACGCCUCUUGUAUCCGUUCUUCUUCUUCUUCUUUUUCCGCUCUUGAGUCUAUGGCAGCCCAUAGAACCGCUUGCGGGAGAGUUAUGAAAUUUGGCACACAGAAAGAAGACCGUCUGAACUGUCACCAUACCAAAAUUGGAGACUCUAACUCAAUCCCUUUAGUGCCACCAACUGUCCAAAAUGUCACUUACAUUUGUGCUAAUAACUUUUGGGACGGUAAGGGCUUUUUUCUUCUGAUUCCUUGGCUCAUGACGAUUCGAUUGCACCUUAUUUUCCGUCAUGAAAAUGUCAUCAUCUUCAGACCUUGCCAACAAAACAUUAUGGAAUUCAAGUCGAUUCGUCCAACCGUUCUCGAAUAACGUGCGAUUGAAUUCGACGAAGUGCCCGCCAAAAUAAACGUGAGGCUAUAUCUCCGCAACGCUUUACCGUAUUCUCCCCAAACUUGGUGUGUGUUAUGACAACCAUGACCUGAGGCUACCUGCACCAUUUCAGCGCAGUGCCACCUAGAGGUCAGGAGAUAUGAAAAAUUGUAAUUUUGCUUAUAAUUUCUGAACGUUUUGACCACAAAUCAGACUGCUCUUGAGUCUAUGGCAGCCCAUAGAACCGCUUGCGGGAAAGUUAUGAAAUUUGGGACACUGAUAGAGGACAGUCUAGACUGUCACUGUACCAAAUUUAGAGUCUCUAACUCAGUUCCUCUAGCGCCACCAACUGUCCAAAAUUUCACUUACAUUUGUGCUAAUAACUUGGGACCGUAAGGGCUUUUUUUCAUCCGAUUCCUUGGCUCAUGGCGAUUCGAUUGCACCCUAUGAUAUCACUUUCCGUCAUGAAAAUUUUUCCACCAUUUAGAAUUUUCUGAAAACCCUACUUUUUCGAACUCCUCCUAGAGGGUUUGUCCAAUUUGCAUGAAAUUUGGUAUGUAGUAUCUACUCACACUAGGCUGCUGUUCUGAUUUUCAUGAAAAUUGAACCAGAUCAUCUUCAGACCAUGUCAACAAAAUGUUAUGGAAUUCAAGUCGAUUCAUCAAACCAUUCUCGAAUAAUGCGCGAUCGAAUUUGACAAAGUGCCCGCCAAAAUGAACGUGAGGCUGUAUCUCCGCAACGCUUUAGCAUAUUCUGCCCAAACAUGAGACAACCAUGACCUGAGGCUUCUUGCACCAUUUCAGUGCAGUGGUCUUAAUAGAUUCCUUGGGUCAUGCUGAGAACAUAGAUACCAAUUUGCCAUAGUUGGCUGAACUUCCUGUCCACCAUUUUGAUUUUCUUUAAAAACCUACUUUUUCAAACUCCUCCUAGGCCGCUGCUCUGAUUUUCAUGAAAAUUGAACCAGAUCAUCUUCAGACCAUGUCAACAAAAUGUUAUAGAAUUCAAGUCGAUACCCAAACUUCAACGCAGUGCCACCUAGAGGUCAGGAGAUAUGAAAAAUGGCUAUUUUUGCUUAUAACUUCUGAACGAUUUGACCAAAAAUAGAUUCUCUUUAGAUUCGGUGUAGCAUGUCGAGGCGAACGAUACCCAAUUUUCCCAUAUCGGCCAUUUUGGGCAUAGGCCAUUUGUCAUAAAAUGCUAUAUUUUACAAACACAUUGGCGUAUCGUUACGAAACUCGGUAUGCGUCUUUGGGACCAUCCCCUGACGGUGCUCAAAAUGUUUUGGGGCAAAGUUAUAAUGACAUUUUCAAAAAUGGUAAUAACUUUUCAUUAAAUUAGCCUAUUGUAAUGAUAUAUUUUUUGGGUCAUGCCAAGAACAUAGAUACCAAUUUUGCCAUAGUUGGCUGAACUUCCUGUCCACCAUUUUAAUUUUCUUUAAAAACCUACUUUUUCUAACUCCUUCUAGACCAUUUGUCCGAUUUUCACCAAAUUCGAGUCAGAUCAUCUUCAAACUGUGCCGACAAAAAGUUAUGGAUUUCGUUUCAAUAGACAAAACCGUUUUUGUAUAUUGCAGCAACAAAUUUGAGGCAUGUUGCCAAAAUUACUCUAAAGGCUGCAAUGCUUUGGCAUAUUGACACCAAACUUGGCAUGUGUCAUUGUCACCUUGCUCUGACCACACCACAUCAAUUUAGUCACAGCACCACCUAUUGAUCAAACGAGAUAAACCAUUAAAUCAAAUUACAAAUGACUGUAUUUCAGCCUUUUUGCCUAAAAUCAUCUUAAUAUACCUUUAAUUGCUCAUUGUUGCAGUUGGUCUGACGCACGCAGCCGUGUUGGCAGGACUUAUCCUGCCUUCAUGCUUGGCCCCUUAAUUGCUGCUCGCAGCUAUAUUUACAUUUGCAUUCAUGCAUUUGGCAAACAUGUUUAUCGAUUGCAUUGUAUUCCAGCCAUACAUUUUUUUUAAUUAAUGCAUUUUAUAUGCAUAUAGUUAUUAGAGUGGACGAGAACACCUCAGAACACCUCAGCAACUCGUGACACACUAGAUGCAUGACAUUAUAGUGCAAAAAUGUUAUUGAUGAAAGUUAUUUUUAUAAAGUGUUACAGGUAGUCGUCACACAUAUGCCUGCACACCUCGCACUGUGCAUCUCCAAGCAUUAUAAGCUAAGCACUCGACAAAGCUUCGUAUUGCAGGGUUUAGAGAUCGAACAGCUCUACUUUACCUCACAAGCUAUAGAAGAGACCUCAGUUUACGACCCUAUUUUUACCCUUCGAUAAAACCGUUCGGAUUAUUUUUCACCUACGUCGUGUUCCCUUGAUAUAACGAGAUGGUUUAGCAUGAAUCAGGUUAUGCAUUCUCAAAUUAAUGCAAUAGUUCACCCGACAAUUGUUGUGUGCUCGUUCUGAACCUGUAUGCACUUAGUUUUUCUGUGGAACUAAAAACAUAAAAGGAUACAUUUUGAAGAAAUGCUUCUUCUUGAUGCAGCUCUUUUCCAUGCAAAGGACAAUUUUUUAAAAUAAAAAUCCAUAUGCACAAUAUUUCAAGUUAUAUAUGAUGCUUUAUGUGAGAAACAGUCGCUAUGCACUGAUUCAUGUUCAUAUUAAAAAUGCUGCAUUGGUGCAUCGCGCCACGUUUGACAUCAUCAACACUAAAAUGCUGCUGAUUCUCAGUGUCGUCGCGCAGAAAAGAGCUGCGUGAAUGAGAUGAUUCAUAAUCCAUACGGGUUUGGCUCGACAUCACGUUUUUGUCGCUUUAAUCUGGACGUGUUGCUCGUUCUCUGAGACUGAGAAACAGUCGUUGAAAGUCUGUGUUAGUUAGACAUUAGAAUCUAUGCUGAUCCGCGGCGUCUUGUAGCAGAAAAUCCAACUCUGUGUCCGAGACGGACGGUUUCUACGUCUUCCAAACGACCUCCACUCCCAUUCUCGACCUCAGGUUUACACUAGUCGAAGUUUACAAAUGUUGGUUAGCAGGGUUAGGACUGUCGAACGUGUGCCUGCAUCGGGGUUUUCCGUCUCAGAGGUCAACGGGAAUGGCAUUUCCAGUGCAAAUUCAACUUGUGUUUGUUCAGUUCAGUAUUUGAAAGUCAGUAGCUCUGAGAAACGGCGGACAGGAUCGUCCUGAGGGACUCGUGACUGAUCUGCUGUCAUUCAACAGUUUGAGUGUUGUCUGUUUUGUUGCUUUCGAAUGAGAUGUGAAGAUACUGCACCUUGUGUUUGACUCACUGAAUAAAACCUCUAUCUCAGACACGAAUCCUGACCUUUGACCUUUCCACUGCCACAAUGCACUUAAACCUGUACGAGCGGAUCCAAACUGAUGCUUAAACUCAAGGUGCACUGACAAUCACAAAUCAUCACGUGAAUAAAAGUGAUCUUUUCAAAAUGCA